GGCAGCACUCACAUAAGAACAGAGCAAUGUACACACACAGACUCCACCCCCAGCCCAUCUGACUCCAGGAAGUGCCCUCCUCUGGGAGGAGGCUGAGGUCUGGGAAUAAAAGCAGAGCAGACACCAGAGGAGCCAAGCUUGGCAGCAGUCUGAGAGUCAAACCUCCUCUCCAGAGGAAGAGCCUCGCCCACAGUAGAGACCAUGGAGUUCACCUCAGCCCCUCUCCACAAUGCACAGGUCUCCUGGAGGGGACUCCUGCUCACAGUCUCUCUUUUAACCUGCUGGACCUCUCCCACCACUGCCCAAUACAUGACACUUGAAGCAUUUCCACUCAUUGUUGCUGUAGGGAAUGACGUUCUUCUAGUUGUCCACGGUCUGCCCUUGCAAUUCACUCGCUUUUACUGGUACGAGGAAAAAAACUCUGCGAAGCACGUGAUAGCCACAAUUACUCUUCAACCAACUUUAAUAGUAACUGAGCCUCAGUACCGUGACAAAAUGACAAUGUACCAAAAUGGAUCACUGCUCAUCAGGAAUGUCAGUAAGAAUGACACAAGAGGCUACAAAGCAACAAUGACGAAUCUAUACUCUGUUGAUACGAAUCUAUCCGUGGAUUUUCAAAUAUACUGUGAAAUCAGUAGUACCACACAGGGCAAUCAUCUCUCUGUGGUCAGCACAACACCACUACCCAAGACCAACAUCACAACCAACAAUUCCAAUCCCAUGGAGGGUGAGGACUCAGUAGCAUUAAUGUGUGAGCCUAGGACUCAGAAUACAACCUACCUGUGGAGGAUAAAUAAUCAAAGCCUCUCAGAAGAGGACAGGCUGAAGCUGUCUGAGGACAACAGGAUCUUACUUUACUCAGACAAACCUCACAUCUGCCACACAGAUGCUAACUCACCUGUACAGUACUCUUGGUUUGUCAAUGGAGAGCUCCAAUCAUCCUCCCAAGAGCUCUAUAUUCCCAACAACCAUACUAAUAAUAGUGGAUCUUAUACCUGCCUCAUCUAUAGCUGUCACUGUCCUCA
This is a messenger RNA of Peromyscus maniculatus bairdii (prairie deer mouse), 1025 nucleotides long. NCBI's taxonomy places the organism in Eukaryota, Metazoa, Chordata, Mammalia, Rodentia, Cricetidae. The record is from RefSeq and is a predicted model, not a curated record.